This is a messenger RNA of Papilio polytes (common Mormon), 1439 nucleotides long. RefSeq lists its product as uncharacterized. The record is from RefSeq and is a predicted model, not a curated record. Bases 50 to 778 code for a protein of 242 amino acids. The transcript has 3 exons. Lineage: Eukaryota; Metazoa; Arthropoda; Insecta; Lepidoptera; Papilionidae.
CGGCUCCGCUUGAGGACGUACGUCAAAAAUUAAAAAAAAAAUAAAAAAGAUGAAGUUCAUCAUAUUGUUAAGUGUUGUGGCUGUAGCAAGAUGUGUGCCUUUGUCUCAAGAAGAUACAGUGAUGAAAUCGGUGAUAGGAAACUUUGUGAAUUGCAUGAACAGUGAUUUGAAUAUGUGCUUGAAGGAACAAGCUUUGAAAGCUACCGAACGCCUUGGUACAGUAAGAAAGCUGAACAUAAUUGAAGGAGUAACACUUUACAAUAAUGGACCUAAAGAAGCACGUAGCUUGGAACCUUUAGCCACAGACCCUGAACAAAGAAGCAGACAGAUCAACGAAAGACUUUGGGAGAGCGCCUCUGAACUGCUUACUAAGAGCGACUUGGAACUCAGUUUUAAUGGUGCUGAUGAUGAUGAUGAAGAAUCCAGGUCUUUAGAUGAAGCUGAAGGCCGUGGAAAGAAGAAGAAGCAGAUCAAGAAGAAGUUGAAACUCCUCAUUCCUCUCGCCAUCUUAGCGAAAGUGAAAGCUGUCGCAAUCGUUGUCCUAGCUCUUGUAGUGAUCGCCGCAUCCGUAUUCAAGCUCGCUCUUAUCGCCAAGAUUGCGUUUAUCGCCAAAGUUAUCGCCAUUGUAAAGGCUCUUAUCGCCAAGAAACAUUCCCAAGAAGAGCAUACCUGGGUGACCACACACGAGGAACAUCCCCAACAUGGAGGUUGGGACGGCGGUUGGUCUCGUUCUAAAAACGAUGCUAGCAACUUAGCAUACUCCGCGUAUAGUCAAUAAUGCAACCAAAUAAUUAAUUCCGGGUAAAAAUUUCGAAGCUCUUUUUGUUGUUAAAUAAUUUUCGAAGCUAUUUAUUGAUUAAUUUAUUGUGUGAGUGUGAGAGAGUAUGAAUAUUUUCGUUGAUUUUUUUUAGUUUGUUUUUUUUUUCUUUUCGGUCAUUUUAUGUUGUUUUUCUUUUGUUUUGUUUAUUUUAAUAAUCUGACUGAAAAGGAUUUUUAAUUUGUGUGUCGGAUUUUAGUAUUUUGAGUUAAUUUGUGAUAUUAUUGUAAUAUAUUUUACGUGUAAAUAUUUAUUAUAUUUAUGAUAUUUAUCUUGAUAUUGUUAUAUAUUGAAUAUAUUUUUUAUAUUCAUGUAUAGUUUAUGUACUCGUAAAUAUUAUCUAUUCAUUUCAAUUUAUUUAUUUUCAUAUUUAUGUAUACUUUUUUGUUCUCAUUAAUUAUGCCCUUGACUUUAUAUUUUCAUGUUUAUAUUUUCUAUUUUAUGUAAAAUAUUUAUAUUUAUAUUUUUAUUUUUUACUUUUAGAAAUCGUGGCCACCAAAUUUUGUUUUUAUUUUUUUUGUUAAUCCGUUCUGUACAAUACUCAUUAUGUUUUUUUGUUUGCUUGUACGUAUGUUUGUGUGUAAUUUAUUAAUGAAAUGUAUAAUAAUAAACUUCAAUGAAC